CUGAUCCUGCCUCAUGUUUCGCCCUUACCUUCUUCGUCGCUGUCUUUCCCUUCCAUCUCCAAGAGUAGGGGCCUGCAGAAUGCAGAGUGCAGGGGGUGUAACGACCCCAAAGAAAUUGCAAGGGAAAGUGGCACUUGUGACCGCAUCCACAGAAGGGAUUGGCUUAGCAAUUGCUCGGCGGCUUGGCCAUGAUGGUGCCCGUGUGCUACUUAGCAGCCGCAAGCAACAAAAUGUAGACAGAGCAGUGCAGGAUCUGCGCAAUGAGGGUCUAGAGGUGGAAGGAACUGUCUGCCAUGUUGGAAAUAGAGAAGACAGGGAGAAACUUAUAGAGACGGCUGUGCAGCGGUUUGGAGGAAUUGAUAUUCUGGUUUCCAAUGCAGCAGUAAAUCCAUUUGCUGGAAGUAUCUUGGAAUCUAAUGAGGAAGUGUGGGACAAGAUUCUGGAUGUUAAUGUUAAGGCCACAUUCUUGUUGGUGAAACUUGCUGUACCCAAAAUGCAGGAAAGAGGGGGUGGCAGCAUUGUGAUUGUCUCAUCGGUUGCUGGUUUCACUCCCUUUCCAACCCUUGGUCCAUACAGUGUCAGUAAGACUGCCUUACUUGGCCUCACCAAAGCUUUGGCCCCAGAACUAUCACCUUUGAAUAUACGAGUGAACUGUCUAGCACCCGGGCUCAUCCGCACCAAGUUCAGCUCUGCACUCUGGAAGAAUGAGGCUGUAUGCGAACAUCUAAUGAGCACACUGGGUAUUAGCAGGAUUGGGCAGCCUGACGACUGUGCUGGAGCAGUUUCUUUCCUGUGUUCCCCUGAUGCCUCAUAUAUCACUGGGGAGACAAUUGUAGUUUCAGGAGGGAGUCAUUCUCGUCUCUGAGGAAGAAUUUUAUGAUUGUAACCAACCCCCAUUUUUAGUAAUGUUCUAUAUAAUUACCACAACAAUGACUCAACCUUUACCCAUGAAGUGUUUAAUUUCUCUGGGAGCAUCCACUUUUUACAAAUGGCAACUUUUGCACAUCAUUCAGAAAUUAUAAUCAAAAAAUACAAUCACAGUAGGUAUUUUGCUGGGUAAAUCUAGCACAACAGAGGGUACCUGUAUGGGCCGAUAUACAGUAAAAUAUCUUCAUAUAGUAAAAAUGUGAUAAUAAACAUCAAA
This is a messenger RNA of Xenopus laevis (African clawed frog), 1144 nucleotides long. RefSeq names its product dehydrogenase/reductase (SDR family) member 4 L homeolog (gene dhrs4.L). The record is from RefSeq and is marked provisional. NCBI's taxonomy places the organism in Eukaryota, Metazoa, Chordata, Amphibia, Anura, Pipidae. Gene Ontology annotation, molecular function: carbonyl reductase (NADPH) activity.